Molecule: messenger RNA, 7439 nt
Organism: Oncorhynchus nerka (sockeye salmon)
Lineage: Eukaryota; Metazoa; Chordata; Actinopteri; Salmoniformes; Salmonidae
Product: palladin-like
Exons: 23
Coding region: 208-5619 (1803 amino acids)
Source: RefSeq, a predicted model, not a curated record
GAUGCUGGGACAGAUGGGACAGCAGGCCACACUGGAGGAACCACUCAAGUAGACCUCGACCUGCUCACAGUGCUCGCACUCACUGCCCGACCAAAAAAGCUACUCUGCUGGGAAAAUACGCUUCUGUCUAUUCUCACAGACAUAUAAUCUUAACAGCAAACUGGAACUACUAGACUGGGACAACACCUUUGGACAAAAACUUGAAGGAUGCAGGACGGGAGAUGGAAUCAGUCCCUCCCCCCCUCUCUGCUUAUGAAGGAUGGGGGCAGGGUUCUAGAGGGAGACGGAGGGGUGUUCUCAGAGACGUCGUCUGAUGGGGAUCUAUACCUGGACUCUAUGGCGGAUAUGGACGCCGGAGUUGGGGACUUUUCAGAUCUUACCGCCUUCCUCAGCCAAGACGAGAUCAACCGCAGCCUGGACCUGGCUCGGGAGGCCUUCAGUGAUGCAGAAGACCGGGGAGUCACUGUCUCUCCUAUUCCCAGAACCCAGGAGCCGGCUCUCUACUUCCCCUCCCCCACCCCCUUCAACACUACAGAAUACCUGACCAAAAGCCCCAGCUUCCCCCACCAAACCAAAGCCCACUCCCCAGAUGACAGUCACUCAGUCAAAGUCACCUCCAGCCAGAGUUUCCACCUCAGCAGGCCCAUACAGGCCACAUGCGAAGCCAUGGCCUUGCCUGAGAAGUUUGUCUGCCACAAGAACAUCACCCCAGUCUACAAGCAGGACAAGCCCCGACUGGUCCACGAGGGCUUAGAGCUGAAUGAACGGGCUGCCUCCGCCACUGAGUUCUGUAGCCGUGCUGCCACCUUCAUCGAGGAGCUGUCCUCCAUCUUUAAAGGCUCCGCCCGGCCGGAGCAAAUGGGGGAGGAAGACUCCUCCUCUCCCGACAGCGGGUAUCUGUCUCCUAAGAGCCACUGGCCGGCCCCCCAGGGCUCUGCCUCUGUCCCCCCACAGCCUCUCAUCCAACAGGGGGCACCACAGCAGUGUGAGCCAGGCUUGGGUAUCCAGCUAGCAAGCAUGAUGGAUGGAAUGGGUGUGAAGGGUGUCCCUCCUCUGAGUGUGACGGGGGUUCCAAUUGUCUCCAAUCUGAUGAGUGUGAAUGAGUUGAUGGGGAAGCAGCAGCACAGUGGAGCCCCGUUGAUGGGGAAGCAGCAGCACAGUGGAGCCCAGUUGAUGGGGGAGCAGCAGCACAGUGGAGCUCAGUUGAUGGGGGAGCAGCAGCACAGUGGAGCCAUGUUGAUGGGGCAGCAGCACAGUGGAGCCAUGUUGAUGGGGGAGCAGCAGCACAGUGGAGCCCCGUUGAUGGGGAAGCAGCAGCACAGUGGAGCCCAGUUGAUGGGGGAGCAGCAGCACAGUGGAGCCAUGUUGAUGGGGAAGCAGCAGCACAGUGGAGCUCAGUUGAUGGGGGAGCAGCAGCACAGUGGAGCCAUGUUGAUGGGGAAGCAGCAGCACAGUGGAGCCCAGUUGAUGGGGGAGCAGCAGCACAGUGGAGCCAUGUUGAUGGGGAAGCAGCAGCACAGUGGAGCUCAGUUGAUGGGGGAGCAGCAGCACAGUGGAGCCCCGUUGAUGGGGAAGCAGCAGCACAGUGGAGCCCAGUUGAUGGGGAAGCAGCAGCACAGUGGAGCUCAGUUGAUGGGGGAGCAGCAGCACAGUGAAGCCCAGUUGAUGGGGGAGCAGCAGCACAGUGGAGCCAUGUUGAUGGGGAAGCAGCAGCACAGUGGAGCCCAGUUGAUGGGGGAGCAGCAGCACAGUGGAGCCAUGUUGAUGGGGAAGCAGCAGCACAGUGGAGCUCAGUUGAUGGGGGAGCAGCAGCACAGUGGAGCCAUGUUGAUGGGGAAGCAGCAGCACAGUGGAGCCCAGUUGAUGGGGGAGCAGCAGCACAGUGGAGCCAUGUUGAUGGGGAAGCAGCAGCACAGUGGAGCUCAGUUGAUGGGGGAGCAGCAGCACAGUGGAGCCCAGUUGAUGGGGGAGCAGCAGCACAGUGGAGCCCAGUUGAUGGGGGAGCAGCAGCACAGUGAAGCCCAGUUGUUGGGGCGGCAGCGGCACAGUGAAGCCCAGUUGUUGGGGGAGCAGCGUCACAGUGGAGCCCAGUUGAUGGGGGAGAAGCUCAGUGGAGCACAGAGUGUAGAUGGAGACCUGUCAUUGCCACACUUCACCCAGAAGCUGAAGAGCCAGGAGGUAGCAGAGGGACACCCCAUCCGACUGGAGUGCAGGGUGGCAGGAAACCCUCAGCCGCUGGUCAGGUGGUUCUGUGAGGGGCGGGAGCUGCACCACUGUCCUGACAUCCAGAUCUGGAGGGAUGGUGCCCUACACACGCUGGUGAUUGCUGAGGCCUUCGAGGACGACACGGGACGCUACACCUGCGUGGCCUCCAACAGCCUGGGGGCGGACAACACCUCGGCAGAGGUCUACAUCCAGGGUGCUUCAUCCUCCGACUCAGAAGGAGAAGUGUCAAAGUCCAGAUCAGGAGCCAUGCCUCAGGUCCAGAAGAAGACGACUUCAAUCUCCCUGUCCAUUCGUUCACCUUCACCCAAGAGCCCUGAGGCUGUACCUCACCGCUCCACCCUGGUCCUAUCUGCACCACCACACCGGAUGCAGAGUCCAGUUUCUUCACUAUAUGGAGGUGGUGGUCCUCUUACAGCGCCCCCUAUCUUUACCAAGCUCUUACAGAAUGCCCAGGCAUCAGAGGGUCAGGUGGUUGUGUUGGAGUGCAGGGUUCGAGGCAGCUUUCCUCUGCAGGUCCAGUGGUUCAGACAGGGACAGGUCAUCCAGGACUCUCCAGACUUCCGCAUCCUGCAGAAAAAGCCACGGUCUGCAGCAGAGCCGGAGGAGAUCUGUACGCUGGUGAUAGCAGAGGCCUUCCCAGAGGAUGGAGGUCAGUUCUGCUGCAUUGCAACCAACCUUUACGGCUCCGUCAGCAGCACAGCCCAACUCUCUGUCACUGGAGGGGCCUUCAACACUCCCACAGCGGUGUACGACUCGUUCAGGAAUGGUGUAGCGCCCGGGGAUGACUCUGUCUUUGAGGACACCCAGGCCUUUCCCCCUCCCCCGCCCACAGAGAUCAGCCUAUUGGAGGUUCCGCCCAAGGUCCCAUCCAGUACCUGCGCCGAGGGUUUCCACGUCAACGAGCUGGAGAUCUGGCCCAGCAUGUCGGGCCUGCAGCCUGUCCACAUGUACGACGACGUGGAGGGUCAGGACCGGGCCAACUGGGCACUGCAGAACGGCAGGCCUGCCAGCCCCCCUCAGCCCACCUUCAGUCUGCUUCCACGAGAGGCCCAGCCAGACUUCCCAGGCCCAGCCAAGAUGUCUCCGCCCCCAGUGAAGGAAGGUCCUCCACUGCCCACCAAGCCCAAACUAGCGGAGGGUAUAGAGGAGGAGACAGAACAUGACAGGAACGCAGAACAGUUGAAGCAGCUGCAGGAUCAGAUUAUAUUGGAACAGCAGGAAGCAGCCAAUUGGAUCCAACAUCAGGAGCAAGAGCAGGAAGUCCCGCCUCUGCCACAGCAGCCCCCGGAAGUGCCCUCUCUGCCUUCUCCUCCUCUUCCCCCUCCUCCCUCCUUCCAGGAGCUGGAGAGCAGCGCCAUGCAGACCAGCACCUUCAACUACGCCCGGCCAAAGCAGUUCAUUGCUGCCCAGAGCCCUGGGGGGACUGGCCCUAUGGGGGGCUAUGUCACCCAGUCCUCAGGGUCCUCUGGUUCCAGCCUGCCCUCCCCCCUCUCCCCACCCACCUCACAAAAACCCUUCACCAGGGUUGUCCUGCCUCCCUUCAGUAAGGGCGGCAGCAUUGAGUCUCAGUCCCCUUCCUCUCCCUCCUUCCCACCUCCACCUCCUCCCUUCCUCAGUAGCAGCAUUUCAUCCUUGUCAGGCCCUGCCAAAGACUUCCCUCCACCCCCUCCUCCCCCUCCUCCACCUGUCUCUUCGGCUCCCCCCUACUCCCUCGCCCACUCCAACAGCUCCUCCCCCUUCACCUCCAUGCCCCAAUCACCUGCUGGCUUCCUGGCCUCUGUCCUUCCAGCCACACCCACUAGCCCAUCCUUCAACGCCCUGGGCCUGCCUAAAGGGAACGGGACUAUCAGUGCUUUUCCCCGGAAACAGUCCAGAGGAACCCCACGCCUGGCCUCAGACUCUGACAUCCAGGGAACCAAGGAUGCUGUCAUUCAGGACCUGGAAAGGAAGCUACGAUUCAAGGAGGAGCGCAUGAGCAACGGACAACAGAGGUUAACCUAUGAGGAGAAGAUGGCUCGCAGGCUGCUGGGGGCAGACAACGCAUCCACAGUACUAAACACACAGCAGCAGGAUGAGGAGCCAGUUACACAGGAUUCCAGUUCAUCUGACAUAGAAUCUGUCCCUCAAAAGGAGUACAAGGUGUCCAGCUUCGAGCAGCGCCUGAUCAGUGAGAUCGAGUUCCGUCUGGAGCGCUCUCCAGUGGAGGAGUCUGACGAGGAUGUGCAGCAUGACGAGGAUGCCACCGGCACCGGGGUGGUGCCCUUCUUCGACAGCAAGCUCAAACACUACAAGGUGUUCGAGGGCAUGCCCGUCACCUUCUCCUGCAAGGUCAUUGGAGACCCCAAGCCAAAGAUCUACUGGUUUAAGGAUGGGAAGCAGAUCUCUAAGAGGAGUGAACACUACAGGAUCAGCCGCGACGCUGACGGGACCUGCAACCUCCACACCGCCGCCACCUCAUUGGACGAUGACGGCAACUACACCAUUAUGGCUGGUAACCCUGAGGGGAGGGUGAGCUGUACUGGAAGGAUGAUGGUCCAGGCAGUGAACCAGAGGGGGAGGAGCCAGCGCUCUGCACCUGGACACAUCCGCAGACCUAGGUCUCGGUCCAGAGACAGUGGUGAUGAGAACGAGAACAUCCAGGAGCGUCACUUCCGCCCCCACUUCCUGCAGGCGCCUGGUGACCUCAUCGUCCAGGAGGGUAGGCUCUGCCGGAUGGACUGCAAGGUGAGUGGCUUGCCCACACCAGACCUGAUCUGGCAGCUGAAUGGUCAGACCAUCCGUCCUGACUCCGCCCACAAGAUGCUGGUGAGGGAGAAUGGCGUCCACUCGCUGGUCAUCGAGCCCGUGUCCAGCCGUGAUGCAGGCAUCUACACCUGCAUCGCCAGCAACCGCGCUGGACAGAACUCCUUCAACCUGGAACUCAUUGUAGCAGCCAAAGAGAUGCACAAGGCCCCUUCGUUCAUCGAGAAGCUGCAGAACACUGGUGUUGCCGAGGGUUACCCGGUGCGUCUGGAGUGCCGUGUGUCGGCUGUUCCCUACCCACAGAUCUUUUGGAAGAAAGAGAAUGAGUCUUUCACGCACAACACAGACAGGAUAAGCAUGCACCAGGACAACUGUGGCUAUCUGUGUAUGAUCAUCCAACCAGCCAUGAAGGAGGAUGCUGGCUGGUACACCGUGUCUGCCAAGAACGAGGCUGGCAUUGUGUCCAGCACUGCACGACUCGACGUCCACACUCAGUGGCAGCAGCCCAACACUCCCAAGCCUAAGAAGGUGCGUCCGUCGACGAGUCGCUAUGCAGCGCUGACAGAGAGAGGACUGGACGUGAAGGCAGCCUUCUUCCCCGACUCCAGCCCCCUGCAGCCGGGAGGCCUGGUGGAGAGUGAUGACCUGUAGAGACCAACGGGGGCACCACAUGCCCAAACAAGUCCCUAAUGUAAUGCCUUAAAACUAACCCCUGACCCCAGCACCAGCCCUGUUCCGCCCCGUUCUCCCCAGACAUAGGGGUAAAUGUAACCCCCUCCAUCCGAGGUGUUUUACGACAAGGCCACAGAUACCUUUCUGGAAGAUGGAUGACGGGCAAUGUGACACCCCAUAAUAUCUGUGUCAAUCAAACAUGGAUCCCAAUUUAGGAUCAGAUGAUUCCAUUUUGUCAACCAUUAAAGCAGAGGAAUCUACCCUGAGCGGCCAUUGAAGUUUAUUUUCGAUUGUAAAACUGCCAUUACCACACAAAAGUGUGUUCACCUCUGAAGUGUCUGAGAUAUCUCACAUGAUCUCUCUGUAAGAAUUAUAAUUAAAGGUUUAAAGUUCAAGUUGAAAGUAGCAUUAUUAUGCAUGUUACAAUGUUGCCAUUUGUAACGCUGUAUCUAAAUGGAUGACGUUUUAUGAAAUACUCACUCAACAAAGGCACCAAAUUGUAGGGGCAGAGAUAUUUAGAAACGGGACAGACUUUGGAUCUGCAAUGGAAAGUCCAAAGCAUGGGAGCAGCACAUCAUGUUUCCCAGAAGAGACCCCAAAACACUAAGUUAUUAUUUUAUAUGGGUAUCACAGCAUAGUCUGGGUAACAUAGCACAAUAUGGAUAUCAGCAGUGUCUAUUUCCUUUUUGUUACAAGUAGCACAAUAACCUAGAUAUCAGCAUUGUGGUUCAACAUUUAUCAUAAUUUCCAUAGAUAUUGCACAAGGCCGGGCCUUACUUACUUUUCGCUUCUGUUUUUUUGUCAGGUCAAAUGACCUUGGAAGUUAAAACUGUUUAGUGACUUUAGAUGAGUUGUGAAAAAGAGAAUGUUGGCUGAAUGAUGCAGACACCGUUGAGAGCUUUGUGUUACCAUAGUAACUUCAGUGAUUGAUGGAAAGAGAGGUCCGUGACAUGCUAGGAGGUACUGGCAUGUGAAGGUUGACUAUAACAGGGACAGGAUGAGGGGUUAUCCUGGGCCAGGAGGCCCACAAGAUCUGUCUCAGCCCAGUGUCAACAGUCACUUCAACGCUUGUGAACUGUGUGAUACGCGAGUGGGAGACAUCAAGGACAGACAAAAGCAAGUUUUUCAGAAUGGAAUUCAGUGUGAGAAGAUGACAAAGCAAUGGAUUAUGUUGAUGAUGAUGAAAUGAUGAAGAAAAUGACCGUUAUGACAGAUUCUGGAGAUCAUUUAUUUCCUUUGAUGUUUCAGUUUAAAAUCUUCACAAACACAUGACAGUCCUAAAAAUGGCUUCAGUGGCUUGAUUACACACUACAGAUGGUCUGCUUUAUUUUUGUAUGAAAAAAAACCUCUGUAUUUACUUUCCCAAGAAACUUGACAAAUUAUGUAUCUUCUCUAAUGUUCAAUGACAAAACAUAAUCCUGACUAUUAAAAUAUCACACUUUUUAAAACUAUAUUGCCUUAAAAGAUCACUUGGGCCUAUUUCAAUCACUAUCUGUCCAUAUUUUUCUGAGGCACUCAUGACAAGCAAGUAUUUUUGACAAUUAUAAACUGUUUAGAAGGGAGAAUAUAUGCACAGAAUUGUAUUGAAAUAAGUAAUUAUAUAUUUUCUUUCACUACUGUAUUACCAAAAGGGCAUAUCUUGCUGUAUCUGUUCAGAUCAUGUUUCAUCCUGCCAUGACUAGUCACUCACAAACAUAUAGGACACCUUUUUGAUUUAUAUGCCCAUCUGUGCCUGUAUAUGGAAUGUUCUCCUGAUAUCAUGUUAGUUUAUGAAAGAUAAUAAAAAAUCAAAGUCUGGA